Messenger RNA from Vanrija pseudolonga, 2106 nucleotides. It is a transcript of the gene NDH2, whose product is annotated as External alternative NADH-ubiquinone oxidoreductase, mitochondrial. NCBI's taxonomy places the organism in Eukaryota, Fungi, Basidiomycota, Tremellomycetes, Trichosporonales, Trichosporonaceae. Gene Ontology annotation, molecular function: NADH dehydrogenase activity. The coding region runs from base 223 to 1935 and encodes 570 amino acids. The record is from RefSeq and is a predicted model, not a curated record. The transcript is spliced from 7 exons.
GCCUCCGCCGCCGCCGCGCGCUGAUACCACACCCGCAGCCAGCCCACUCCAAACCACCGAGACAAGGAACACACUUUGGACUCGUCGUCAGUGACAAAGGUCGUGACUGCCGCCGCCGCACACAACUUCCCGCAUCUCUCCUUCCCCACACUUUCACUUUGUUGUCCAUCACCUGCCUCCUCUCUAACCGCACCACUCUCAGGCCCUAAAAGACUGCCAACCAUGGCUCUCCGCUCGCUCGCCCGUGCGCCCCUCUCUACGCGCUCGACCGUCGCUCCCCGCGCGGUCGCCCGCCUCGUUCGCCCCACCGUGCAGCUCGCGUCCGCCCCCUCGACUUCGACUGCCUGGUCCCAGGCCGCCCGCCGCGCCUACUCGACCCCCGCUGCCCCCGAGCAGCCCGAGGCCCCCAAGCCCGAGAAGCAGUACAAGCCUCCUGGACGCUUCCGCCGCGGUCUCCAGACUUUCGGCCGCGUGACGCUCUUCGCGAUCAUCACUGCUACUGGUGUUUUCCUCCUUGUGACCCAGUCCGAGGCCCACCCCGGAGAGCAGCUCCCCCAGGACCCCUCCAAGCCCACCGUCGUCGUUCUCGGCUCGGGCUGGGGUGCUACCUCGUUCCUCAAGAACCUCGACACUGAGGAGUUCAACGUUGUUGUCGUCUCCCCCCGCAACUACUUCCUCUUCACUCCUCUCCUCCCCUCCGUCACUGUCGGCACCCUUGAGCCCCGCUCGCUCAUCCAGCCUACUCGCUUCAUCACCCGCCACAAGAAGCGCGACGUCCUCGUCUACGAGGCCGAGGCCCGCACUGUUGACCCCAUCAACAAGACUGUCACUUUCGAGGACAUCUCCGAGGUCAAGGGCAAGAAGGGCUCCGUCACCAUCCCCUACGACUACCUUGUCUACGCCGUCGGCUGCGAGAACCAGACCUUCGGCAUCAAGGGUGUCCGCGAGCAUGCCUGCUUCCUCAAGGAGCUCAGCGAUGCUGACAAGAUCCGCUCCAAGCUCAUGGACUGCAUCGAGACCGCUGCCUUCCGUGACCAGUCGCAGGAGGAGAUUGACCGCCUGAUGCACAUGGUUGUCGUUGGUGGUGGCCCCACCGGUGUCGAGUACGCCGGUGAGCUCCACGACUUCCUCAUCGACGACCUCAAGAAGUGGUACCCUGAGGUUGCCGACCGCCUCAAGAUCACCCUCGUUGAGGCCCUCCCCAACGUGCUCCCCGCCUUCUCCAAGCAGCUCAUUCAGUACACCGAGUCGACCUUCAAGGAGAACAAGAUUGACGUCCUCACCCGCACCAUGGUCAAGGACGUUGGCGAGACCUCGGUCACCGUCCAGGACGCCAACAAGGAGACCCGCGAGAUCCCCUACGGUCUCCUUGUCUGGGCCACCGGCAACACCUCGCGCCCCAUCACUCUCGACCUCAUGAGCAAGCUCCCCGCUACCCAGACCCAGCGCCGUGGUCUCGUCAUUGACGACUACCUCCAGCUCCUUGGUGCCCGGGAUGUCUUCGCCAUCGGUGACUGCACUGCUACCCAGUACGCCCCCACUGCCCAGGUCGCCUCGCAGGAGGGUAUCUACCUCGCCUCGGUCUUCGCCAAGCUUGGCCAGAAGAACAAGUACGAGCGCCAGCUCGCCGACCUCCGCGCCUCGGGCACCGCUUCCGCCGACGACAUUGAGAGCGUUGUCAAGAAGCUCAACCGCGCCACCAAGCUCACCCCCUUCCACUACUCGCACCAGGGCUCGCUCGCCUACAUUGGCUCGGAGAAGGCCAUUGCUGACCUCCCCCUGUUCAACGGCAACGUCGCCUCGGGUGGUGGCGCCGCCAUGCUCUUCUGGCGUUCGGCUUACGUCUCGACCCUCUACUCGGUCCGUAACCGUACCCUUGUCAUGACCGACUGGCUCAAGGUCAAGCUCUUCGGCCGUGACGUCUCUCGCGAGUAAACGGACGAUUUGCGUGUAUCGUAAACAUUUCUUGUUAAAGCUUCUUGGGUGUACGUUAGGUGUUCUUGACAGUUAGCCCUGGCCCCGGCCCCCAGCCCCAGCCCCACAACCCCCCACAUCCUUGUUCACAGUCAUCUACUGGAGCAAGUCAUGGCAAUAGAGUAUGCAGCC